Pogoniulus pusillus (Red-fronted tinkerbird) is the source of this 3046-nucleotide messenger RNA. RefSeq names its product sorting nexin 14 (gene SNX14). Gene Ontology annotation, cellular component: late endosome. Gene Ontology annotation, molecular function: phosphatidylinositol-3,5-bisphosphate binding. The record is from RefSeq and is a predicted model, not a curated record. Lineage: Eukaryota; Metazoa; Chordata; Aves; Piciformes; Lybiidae. The coding region runs from base 26 to 2869 and encodes 947 amino acids. Gene Ontology annotation, biological process: autophagosome maturation. The transcript has 29 exons.
CCUCGCCGCGGCUGGCCGGGCCGCCAUGGGCUGGGUGCGGGCCGCCGGGCAGCGGCUCCGGCAGCGGGCGCGGGUGGCCGAGGUGGUGCGGGACACCUGCCGGCAGUACCCGCUCCUCUGCUGCCUCCUGCUAGGGCUGGGCGCCGCUACGCUCCUCCUCAACCGGUAUCUUCACGUUUUAAUGAUCUUCUGGUCCUUCGUGGCUGGCGUCUUCACCUUCUACUGCUCGCUGGAGCCGGAUUCCCUCUUGCCCAGUUUCCUCUUCGCGGUGAAAUACAAGCCCAAGCAAGUAGAACUGCCGGAGCUGUUUCCCCACGGUCACAGCUGUGCUGUAUGUGACAAGGUCAAGUGCAAGAGGCACAGGCCUACUUUGCUUCUGGAGAACUAUCAGCCGUGGCUGGAUCUGAAAGUGCCUUCCAAGGUUGAUGCAUCACUUUCAGAGGUGCUUGAGUUGGUGCUGGAGAACUUUAUUUACCCCUGGUACAGAAAUAUCACUGAUGAUGAGUCCUCAGUGGACGAGCUCAGGGGCAUGCUGCGGUUCUUCGCCUCUGUGCUAGUCCGGAGAAUUCACAAGGUGGAUAUUCCAACUGUUGUAACUAAGAAGAUGCUCAAGGCAGCAAUGAAACACAUCGAAGUGAUAGCCAAGGCCAGGCAGAAAGUGAAAAACGCAGAGUUCUUGCAGCAAGCUGCUCUCGAGGAGUACGGAGCAGAGCUCCACGUGGCCUUGAGAAGCCGAAGGGAUGAGCUGCACUACCUGAGGAAGCUCACCGAGCUGCUCUUCCCCUACAUCCUACCCCCGAAGUCCGCCGAGUGCAGGUCCCUGGCUCUUCUGAUAAGAGAGAUUCUAUCUGGUUCUGUUUUCCUUCCCUCCAUGGAUUUCUUAGCUGAUCCUGACACAGUCAACCAUUUGCUGCUGAUCUUCAUUGAUGAUAGUCCUCCUGAGAAAGCAACUGAACCUACUUCUUCACUGGUUCCAUUCCUUCAGAAGUUUGCAGAGCCAAGGAAUAAGAAACCAUCUGUGCUGAAACUGGAGCUAAAAGAGAUCAGAGAUCAGCAAGACCUUUUGUUUCGAUUCAUGAACUUCUUGAAGCAGGAAGGGGCAGUCCAUGUGCUGCAGUUCUGCCUGACUGUAGAGGAAUUCAACGACAGAAUCCUGCAACCAGAGCUGUCAGAUACUGAGAAGAUGUCUCUUCAUGAGGAAGUGCAGAAAAUAUACAAAACUUACUGUUUGGAUGAAAGCAUUGACAAAAUCAGAUUUGAGCCUUUCAUUGUGGAAGAGAUUCAAAGAAUUGCUGAAGGUCCCUACUUGGAAGUUGUGAAGCUUCAGACCAUGAGGUGCCUGUUUGAAGCUUAUGAGCAUGUGCUGUCUCUGCUGGAGAACGUUUUCACUCCCAUGUUCUAUCACAGUGAUGAGUACUUCAGACACCUUCUGAGAGGAGCAGAGUCACCAACACGCAACUCAAAGCUGAACAGAAGUAGCCUGAGUUUGGAUGACUUUCGGACCACCCAGAAGAGAGGAGAAUCCUUUGGGAUCAGUAAAAUAGGCAACAAAAUAAAAGGUGUGUUCAAAAGUUCUGCCAUGGAAGGAGCUAUGCUGCCCAACUACAACUUAAAUGAAGGAGAAGAUGAUUUUAUCGAGGAGGGAGUCAUGGUGAUGGAAGAUGACUCUCCUGAGGAGGCUGUCAGCACCCCCAACACCCCCCGCAACCUCGCCGCCUGGAAAAUCACCAUCCCAUACGUGGAUUUUUUGGAUGACCCUUCCCUGGAAAGAAAAGAUAGGAAGGAAAGGAUCCCUGUCUUCUGUAUUGAUGUGGAGAGGAACGACAGGAGAGCAGUUGGGCAUGAACCUGAGCACUGGUCUGUCUACAGGAGGUAUCUUGAAUUCUACGUGCUGGAGUCUAAGCUAACAGAGUUCCAUGGUACAUUUCCUGAUGCUCAACUUCCCUCCAAGAGAAUCAUUGGCCCCAAGAACUAUGAGUUCUUAAAAUCCAAGAGAGAAGAGUUCCAGGAAUACCUACAGAAACUCCUGCAACAUCCAGAACUAAGUAACAGCCAGCUUUUAGCUGACUUCCUGUCCCCCAAUGGAGGAGAGACUCAGUUUCUGGACAAAAUGUUGCCUGAUGUGAAUCUAGGUAAAAUUAUAAAGUCUGUCCCAGGGAAGCUGAUGAAAGAGAAAGGGCAGCAUUUGGAGCCAUUCAUCAUGAAUUUUAUCAACUCCUGUGAAUCUCCCAAGCCUAAACCAAGCAGGCCUGAACUCACCAUUCUGAGCCCCACUUCUGAAAACAACAAAAAGCUGUUCAGUGACUUGUUCAAGAACAACGCAAACCGCUCGGAGAACGCAGAAAGGAGGCAGAAUCAGAACUACUUCAUGGAAGUGAUGACUGUGGAAGGAGUCUAUGACUACCUAAUGUAUGUUGGUCGGGUUGUGUUCCGCAUUCCGGACUGGCUCCAUCACCUGCUCAUGGGGGGCAGGAUUCUCUUCAAGAACACACUGGAGCUGUACACAGAUUAUUACUUGCACUGUAAGCUGGAACAGCUGUUUGAAGAGCAUCGUUUGGUCUCUCUGAUCACCCUGCUGAGAGAUGCUGUGUUCUGUGAGAACUCGGAGCCGCGCUCCCUGCAGGACAAGCAGAAGCGAGCGAAGCAGACCUUUGAAGAGAUGAUGAGAUACAUUCCAGAUCUCAUCGGGAAGUGCAUCGGGGAGGAGGCGAAGUACGAAGGCAUCAGGCUCCUGUUUGAUGGGAUGCAGCAGCCAGUGCUCAACAAACAGUUAACUUAUGUGCUGCUGGACAUUGCAAUUCAGGAACUCUUCCCAGAGCUGAGCAAGCAGGGUCCAAAGGAAGCCAGCUCUGUCUCAUGCUGGAUGUGAAGGCAGGGACCUUGCAGGACACCCAGCAGAAGACACCUGCCCUGCUCUGCUGACCCUGUGACAUUUUAACCUUGCAGUGUAUAUUUUACUUGUAAAUAGCAUCAAAAUCUAAGUUCUAAACCAACAGAAAAGCUCUCUUUAUGCAAUAAAGACAUGGAAAUGGAGUACCACUGACAA